CGCCGUGGCCCCCGUCGCAUCGGUCUUGGAGAAGAAGACAAAGAGCAAGGGGCCCUACAUUUGCGCCCUGUGCGCCAAGGAGUUCAAGAACGGCUACAACCUGCGGAGGCACGAAGCCAUCCACACCGGAGCCAAGGCUGGCCGGGUCCCGUCGGGUGCUAUGAAGAUGCCCACCAUGGUGCCCCUGAGCCUCUUGAGCGUGCCCCAGCUGAGCGGGGCCAGCGGGGGAGGGGGAGACGCCGGGGCUGGCGGAGGCACCGCCGCGGUGGCGGCCGGUGGCGUUGUGACCACGACCGCCUCGGGGAAGCGCAUCCGGAAGAAUCACGCCUGCGAGAUGUGCGGCAAGGCCUUCCGCGACGUCUACCACCUGAACCGACAUAAGCUGUCGCACUCGGACGAGAAGCCCUACCAGUGCCCUGUGUGCCAGCAGCGCUUCAAGCGCAAGGACCGCAUGAGUUACCACGUGCGCUCACAUGACGGCGCUGUGCACAAGCCCUACAACUGCUCCCACUGUGGCAAGAGCUUCUCCCGGCCGGAUCACCUCAACAGUCACGUCAGACAAGUGCACUCAACAGAGCGGCCCUUCAAAUGUGAGAAAUGUGAGGCAGCUUUCGCCACGAAGGACCGACUCCGCGCGCACACAGUCCGACACGAGGAGAAGGUGCCAUGUCAUGUGUGUGGCAAGAUGCUGAGCUCGGCUUAUAUUUCGGACCACAUGAAGGUGCACAGCCAGGGCCCUCACCAUGUCUGUGAGCUCUGCAACAAAGGCUUCACCACAGCAGCAUACCUGCGCAUCCACGCAGUGAAGGACCAUGGGCUCCAGGCCCCGCGGGCUGACCGCAUCCUGUGCAAGCUGUGCAGCGUGCACUGCAAGACCCCUGCCCAGCUGGCCGGCCACAUGCAGACCCAUCUUGGGGGGGCCGUCCCUCCUAUCCCGGGAGAUGCCCCCCAGCCACAGCCUACCUGCUGA
This is a messenger RNA of Peromyscus maniculatus bairdii (prairie deer mouse), 970 nucleotides long. Lineage: Eukaryota; Metazoa; Chordata; Mammalia; Rodentia; Cricetidae. The record is from RefSeq and is a predicted model, not a curated record.